CAGCAGUUCAGGAAGAUGGUGGAAAGUCGGAAGUCCUCUAACUUCCGCAACCAGCAGAAGAUCAUGAGUCAGUACAAGGAAAUCAAGACCCUGAAGGCAGAGCAGGAUGAGAUCACCCUGCUUUUGAGUCUCAUGAAGUCCCCGAAGAACAUAGGUCUGAACGAGAAAAACUACAUGGAGCUGCGCUUCCUGCUGCAGACCAAGGAGGACUACGAGGCCUUGAUUAGAUCCAUGAAAACGCUAUUGGCCGAGCUGGAUGAGAAGAUUGCUCAGAUGGAGAAAAAAAUUGCAAACCAAAAACAGAUCUUCUUAAAAAUGCAGGAGGCCAAUAACCCCCGGAAACUUCAGAAACAGAUCCACACUUUGGAAACCCGUUUGAAUCUUGUCACUGUUCAAUUUGACAAGAUGCUAACCACCAAUGCCAAGCUCCGGACGGAGAUUGAGGACCUACGGUUUGAGAAGGCUGCUUAUGACAACGUCUACCAGCAGCUGCACCGGCGUAUGUCACUCCAGAAGAAAACCAUGAACACAGCCAUCGAGCAGUCUUCUCAGGCCUAUGAGCAGAGGCUGGAGGCCAUGGCUCGAAUGGCUGCCAUGAAGGAUCGCCAGCAGAAGGACAUCUCUCAGUACAACUUGGAGAUCCGAGAGCUGGAGCGUCUUUAUGCCCAUGAGAACAAGCUCAAAUCCUUCCUGCUCAGCAAGCUGAAUGACCGCACUGAAUUCGAGGAGCAGGCCAAAAGGCAAGAAGCUCUCAAGGGAAAGAAGCGUGGCAAGAAGAAGAGCAAAGGGGAGAGUUUUGAGAGCUAUGAGGUAGCCCACCUCCGGCUGCUGAAGCUGGCUGAGAAUGGGAACCUGAACCAGCUCAUUGAGGAUUUUCUGGCCAAGGAGGAGAAGAACUUUGCUCGGUUCACAUAUGUCACAGAGCUCAACAAUGACAUGGAGAUGAUGCACAAGAAGACCCAGAAUAUCCAGAAUGAGAUCAUCCACUUGCAAUCCCAGCAGAAAGUAUCCCAUGAUGACAGCCGCUCCAUCCUCAGACAGCUGGAGGAUAAACUGAAGAAGACCACAGAAGAGGCAGACACGUAUGAGAGGAAAACCAAGGAGGUCAAUAAGACCCUGGAGCAGCUCAAGAACUUGGUGGAGAAGCUGUUUAAAAAGAUAAAUUGUGACGCCACCAAGAUCCUGGUACAGCUGGGGGAGACAGGGAAAGUCACCGACAACAACCUUGCUCAGUAUUUUGCCGUCAUUGAAAAGAAGACCAAUGACCUGCUGCUGUUGGAGUCCUACAGGCGGAUCCUGGAUGUGGAGGUGUCUGAGACUGACGUCCCACCACCCUUCGUCAACCCUUUCUGGGGUGGCUCUGCCUUCCUCAAGCCCCCGGAACCCAUCAAGGUCAUUCCUCCCAUCCUUGGGCCUGACUCCUUCGGCGACAAGUUGGAUGAGGUUGACCAGCCGCUGGACCACAGCAGCCUUCGGCAGCUGGUAAUCGACAGUUACAUUUUGAAGGAGUCUCGUAAGGACACACGCUUUGACAGUCUGCCUGCAGAAAAGGCGGAUGACGUGAGGUCCAAGAAGAGGUUAAUGGUGUGAGAUGAUGGGGCCGCAUUUAUACCACAACCAUAAAUAAUAAAUGUUUUGUUCAAUAACCUCAGUGCCUUUUCACACUCAUUGCCAAAGCCUGGGGUAGUGGGCGCCACCUCAGGGAUGGCGUCUAAGAGCAAGAGGUGUCGGGCUCAAAAGUGGGCAUUGGAGGCAAGAAUUGUGUGACCCCUGAGAACUUUUGUGAUGGUGACUGGCACAGGUCCCCCUUUAUCAGGGUCCACAAGAUAAUGCAGGGAGGAGCUCAGUGUAGGGGCUACAUUGGAGCCAAAAUAUUGAUCUGAGACCCCAGAAUCACAUGGAGUGUGGUAAACACAGGCAGGCAGGCACUACAGAGCCUCUGUGCGUGUCUUUGUCUCUGUCCCCUCUGUGGGUGAGUGUGCCACUGAAGAGCGUCUACCUCCCCAGGGCCCCAGGUAUCAGGUUUGUGGCCAGGUCUUCCUGGAAGCAUAUGGGAGGCUGCAGGGCUGUGGGUCAUCACAGGAUGAGGGUCGUACUGGGUCAUAAGCAUAGGGGCCCUGACUCUCUGGGUCCCUGCCCACCCAACUUACUUUGAAAGGGGCCCCAGUUGGCAGCAAUAUUGAAAGCUUGACCCUUAGUGCCUCCUGAAGGUUGUGGCUGUUGUUAUCUAGAGCCUUAAAGACUCUCUUGGUUCUGGCUCCUCUGCCCCUUCCUUCCUUCUUUCCAUGCGAGCCCAGAUCCACUCCCACACCCAGUUCCAGCUCUUUUGUCCCAGGAAGGCAUUAACUUGGGCUAUUUUCUAGGUUAUCAGAAUUCUUUUAAAAGCUCAGAGCGCCCAAUGCCCCCUUUCUACUUCUUGGUUUUCCUUUGGGGGAUGUCUCCACCCACCUGCCAGCUGUAUAGUUUGGGAGGGAGCAGAUUUCAGCCCCAGCAUGAGGGUUGGUCAUGUGUCCCAAUCACAGCAUCCUUAGUGACUGGUCUGUGUUAGCUCUGGUAUCAGAGAGACCCCAGGAGGCUCUGCUCUGAUGUUUGUGUUGGGCUGGGUGAGGGAAGGGUACCCUCUUUCCACUAGUAUUGCUGAGAGGUUAGAAGGGAGCCAAGAGCUGCUGGCAGCCUUUUUGUCAUCAAUGUGAGCACAGCAACAUGAACAAAAGCAGAGCAGUAGAGAGGCCACGUUUGAGGUCCUGAAUGCAGCUGUGCCUGAAGCCCUUGAACUUCUCAGUUAUAUGACUCAAUUUGUCAUAUAAGUUGGGAUUCUUGUAACCAUUAGAGAUCUGAAUGCUUCAGCCAUGAUUUUGGUCACUCAAAAUCAAGGAUUCAUUCAUAUCCAGGCCUAGACCCCAGAGAGGGUCUAGAAAUCAGAACCCAUCCUGAAAUUUGCCAGGAAAGAGUACAGACAGCUUCUGCUUUAUCUGAAACUAGAAAUCAACCUCUUAUGAUUAGCAGAUGUGAUUUUUGUUAAAUGAGUCACAUUCUGAGGAUGAGUGUGAGGCUAUCUCCUUUACUGUGGGGCCCAUGUUAACAUACCUAUGGGAGAAACAUCCUGGUGGUGUCCCAAAGGAAAGGAUGUCAUGGAUGCUAAGCCCUAGACAUGAUCAAGUUUGUUGGAAGAGAGGGCUGUUGUCAUCUAGUUAACAUUCCAGAAAAUGUGGUCCUCAAGAGAAACAGUCCUGAGUGGCUGCAAAGGUCUAUUUUAAAUAAAGAGUUACUAAGAUUCAGCAAUAGUAACGAUAGCAGGGUCAUUACUAGUUUAUAUGCUGUUUUUGCUUUUCUUAGUCAAAGGGCUUGUCCCUGUCAGAGGA
Nycticebus coucang (slow loris) is the source of this 3362-nucleotide messenger RNA. It is a transcript of the gene CCDC63, whose product is annotated as coiled-coil domain containing 63. Gene Ontology annotation, cellular component: axoneme. The transcript has 10 exons. Bases 16 to 1590 code for a protein of 524 amino acids. Gene Ontology annotation, biological process: outer dynein arm assembly; cilium movement. The record is from RefSeq and is a predicted model, not a curated record. NCBI's taxonomy places the organism in Eukaryota, Metazoa, Chordata, Mammalia, Primates, Lorisidae.